AUGCUCGCCCUACGCGGUCUCCUCAUUUUCGCGGCCUGCCGCGUCGUCGUCGCCGCGACGCCCCCCGCGACGGCCAGGAAGGUCUACGAUCAGCGACAGACCGGCGACACGAACGUGCAAAUCGAGCUGAAAGACGUGCAGGUGAUCGCGCUGCUCAACUCCGAGCUCCUGGAUGAUUACACGGACUACGAUUACUUCUACGAUUACGCAGACUUUACCGUCAAGCCGGGCAACAAGCCCACCACGACGAGUCCCGCGACGACGAGCACGGAGAAGAACGAUAUCACGCAGGUACCCGAGCAGCUGCCGUCGCAAAAUUCGUCCGUCCCGGCGUCUGUCGCUAACACAAGCCCGGCCGCGGCGACGGGCGAUACGACGCUGUCCCAGGGCGAGGGCAUCCCGAGCGCUGAUCCGUCGAACGGCACCGCGAGCGAUACGACGCCGAAUGCGGAUAACGACGACGACGACAAGAGUCAGCCGGGCGAAGAGGAGGACGGAGCCGGGUCAGCUUCCUCGACCACGGUGAAACCCGUGCACGCCCUGCGCUCGCAAAAGCGCUGCAGAUCUGGAUACGUUCCGACCGGCGACGGCCGCUGUCGACGAGCGAGUCGACCGUGGCUGCUGAGUCGCCUGUUGCCGUGA
Messenger RNA from Wasmannia auropunctata (little fire ant), 642 nucleotides. RefSeq lists its product as uncharacterized. Lineage: Eukaryota; Metazoa; Arthropoda; Insecta; Hymenoptera; Formicidae. The coding region runs from base 1 to 642 and encodes 213 amino acids. The record is from RefSeq and is a predicted model, not a curated record. The transcript has 2 exons.